Molecule: messenger RNA, 6219 nt
Organism: Prorocentrum cordatum
Lineage: Eukaryota; Dinophyceae; Prorocentrales; Prorocentraceae
Source: the annotation of a GenBank genome assembly
AUGAGCUUCGGCGGAUGGCUCGCGCAGGAGGCCCUGCACACCGUGUCGCAGGGGGCUCUCUUGUGGGCGGCGCGGACUGAGUGCCCGCCGUGCACCUGCAAGCCAUCGCUUGUGUGCGGCACGGGGCAGGAGGCCUUGAGGCUGGAUUGCCCGGCGUCGACGGGGGCCUGGCCGCUGUCCGCCGUGUUGCUGGCCCUGGUGUGCGGGGUCGGAGCAGGCGCGGCCCUUGGGCGGCUGCUCGUGCCAGCGGCGCCGAUCCAGACGACCCGCCGAGUCGAGAGGCUCGAGGAAGAGGAGGCCCGCCAUCCCCUCGCCACCCUCGGGCUGGACGAGGGCGACUUCGUGCUGAUCAGGUACCAGGUGGGCCCCCCCCCUUUCGGCACGGGCAUCCUGACGCCGGACGGGCACGGGUACGUCGAGGCAAUCACCACCGGCGGCAUUGACGUCGCCGGCUUUUGUGUCCCCGCGGGGGGUGCUGCGGGGGGUGCCUCUGCAGCUACAGGCGCCGAUCAGGUGUACCGCUUCCGGGCGCUGCCCUUGCCCGCCGCCGUGGCGGAAGCCGCCAGCACCACCCGAGCGUCACUCGGCUUGGCCCCAGGCCCCCCAGUCGCCCUGAACACCGCCGGUCGCGUGAUCAUCGGCGUCGGCGUCGCAGCGGCUGCUCCCGCCGCUGGAGGCGCGGCAGGCGGCCCAGCGGCUGGGGGCUUGGCGGGGCUCGCAGCGGCGCUCGGAGGGGGGGCGCCUGGGGUGGGGGAAGCCGCUGCUGGUGGAGUCGCCGGCGGCGCCUUGGUGCCCGCCCCGGCGCCCGCGGCGGCCGCGCCAGGAGGCGCCCUGGCGCCGAUGGCCACGGCGCCAGCAGUGGGCGCCCCUCCGGCCGCAGGCCCUGCCGCUGGCGCUGCCCCAGCCGCCGCCCCGCCGGGCGCCUUGACUGGAGCGCCCGUUGCGCCGGGGCUGGGCGCGGGCGGCCUGGCGAACGCCCUGGCAGCGGUUGCGGCAGCCCCAGGUGGCGACGCGAGGAUGCAGGCAGUCAUCCUGGAUCCACAGGGGGUUCGCUACAUUGACUUCAGGGCUGCGGUGCUGCGUAUGCACGAGUUGCCGUGGGCCGACUGGCCCCUCAAGGGUACGCCACUCGGACGGCAUCUGAAGUGGAAGGCCGAGGCGUACCUGGACGAGGAGGACCUUGGCGUCGACGUGCAUCUUCUGUGCUGCAGGUUGCUCGAGUACAGCGUGGUAUAUGAUCAAGUUCAUGCGACGAACUUGGCCUCCGUGGAGUUGGUCGGCCGCGCCUUGCAGACCCAGGAGGAGCUCUACCGAGACAGGUUUGCGCCGUCCUCCGAGCACGGCAACGACGCUGCCUUGCUCUCGGGCGUCCAGGACGCCGGCGGCAUCAUCUGCAUGGCACCUGCGCUUCGCGACUGGCUAGCGGCCGAGAAGUCUCGUGAGGCCGCCAUCGCCAAGGAGAGGCGCAAGGACCGCGUGCGGGCCGCCACUAAUGCAUUGAAUUCACUCUAUGGCUUUGAGUCCUCGCCCACUGCUCCGGCACAUGGGGGGCAGCGCCAAGCCAUCAUGCACAUCGAGAACAGCAUCAGGGAGCUGGGGCCACCGCCGCCCGAGUUCACCGACAACCGUGCUGCUCAAGACGGAGCCCUCCGAGAGCUCCUCUCCUGCGCCAAGCUGUGCGGGUCUGGCGCCGCCUCGCCAUCCCCUUGCGUCCGCGAUCGUGUCGCAUGGCCCGCUGGUAGUGCUGCGCCCGUCGACCUGAUCGACCUUGUGCAGCCUCAGGACAGGGCAUGGCUGGAGGGAUGGCGGAGCCAUAUGCUUCGAGAUCGGCGCGCCGCCGAGGCCCUGGCGCAGUCUGCCUGCCCACGCGGGCCCUACUGCGAUCCGAGCCUGGUUCGUGAUGCGAGUAUGUACGGCGAGUUUUUGAGUCAGAUGUACCAGAGGCAGAUGGCCACCUUCGCGGAGGAGAUGGGCUUGAUCGACCUGGACUUCGACCCGUCCACGCGCGUGGCGCCCAUGGUCACUGUUCUCCCGAUGGGUUUCUCGUGGGCGCUGCACUUCUGCCAGUCUGCAGCGCGCGCAGUCCUAGCUGCGAGCGGACGUGAGAGGGUCAUGGCCGCGCCGGACGGCCAGCCGGGCGUUGUGGUCACGGGCCCCGUCUCCGUUGGCGUCGGCGCCUACGUCGACAACAUCUUGGCGUUCGGCGCUGACAAGAGCGCGGUCGACCGGGUCAUGGCGCAGCUUGUGUCUGCCUUUCGCGCCCGAGGGCUGCCAGUGCACGAGAUCGAGCCCGCCGCCUUGGGCGCGGACUUCUUGGUUCUCAGCCUGAAGCACGGGAGUGGCGACGUGAGGCGGGCAGUGCUGGGGCACGUCGCCUGGACAUCGAUGAUGCGCCGCGAGGCCCUCGCUGUUCUCCAGCGCGUCUACAGCUUCGUGGCGGCUUACGGCGAGAGGCAGGGCAGGAUAUGGCCGUCGGCGGCGAAGGAGCUGGUCACUAUUCGAGACCUGCUUCCCCUCUUGUCCUGCGACCUCGCCUCGAGCUGGCAUCGCGCGAUGACUGCCAGCGAUGCCUCGCCUUUCGGUCUCGGGGUGAUGCGCCGCCGCGCCCCGCGCCCCGCCUGUGCCGCCAUUGGCCGUUGUUCAGAGAGGUGGAGGUUCAAAGUUGAGGGCGGGCACCAGGCCCGCCUUCGGUCACUGCGAGAGGGCGGUCUAGACCAGCUCAGCCCUGUGCGAGAAAAUGCUGCCAUUGCUGACUUUCUUCCUACGUCGGAGCGAUUGAAGUCAGACAUCCAACAUGACAGCCCUGCGGGUUUCCCUGUGUGUCCGCCGCCUUCGGGUGCACUCAAGGACCGCUGUGUUCGGCAAGCCCGACGCGACGACCCCCGCCGGGAGCUCAUGGGCCUGCGCGUGGACCCUCGCGCGGAGCUCGCAGGCCAGCACGAGGACCCCUACUACUCCAUGGGCCAGCACGGGGACCCCUACGAGGAGCUCACGGGGGUCAACGAGGUGCUCGUUCAGUCUCCCAGUGGCGCCACUUGGGCUCAUGCUGCUGCGGUCUUGGGCGACCCUUGGGAGAUGGACGAGACCCCUGGUCAUAUUACUCGGGAGGGCGCUUGGAGCUCGGUAUCAGCCCAGUCGGUCUCUACGGGGGCCAACGUGCUCUACCUGGAGGGGGGGGGGGCGCUGGUCACUUCGCAUCGGCAUCAGCUCCGCAGUCUGGGCGCUCAUGGGGCUCGUUUGGUCGCGCUCGUCGACAACCUCCCACUAGCUCUCGCUUGCGCGAAGGGGGGGGCUCGGUCAUUGCAUUUGCGGUCGUGCCUGAAUCAGUUGUGUGCUUUGUCGCUCGCCACGGGCUCGAAGCUCUUCGUGCGCUGGAUUGCCUCAGAGCGCGACCCAGCUGAUGCCCUCAGCCGAGGGAAGCUCGGCUGGUUCAACGGCCAUCGUCAGCUCAGCCACGCGAGGGCCCGCCAUGGGCGCCGUGGUGCUCGUGCUGCUGUUCGGGCCCCUGCUCGAGGUGCGGGCCAUGCCGCGGCGGACGGGGCCUGCGCCCUCAGCCCGGACGCACCACCGCGCGAAGCUGGCGUCGGCUGCGGCGCGCGGGCGGACACUUGCGGGCUCUUUGACGCUCCUGGAGCAGCUGGCGGCGCGGCCGACCACGGAGGGCCUCUAUCGCCAGCUCCUGCAGACGUUCAUCGCGUACUGCUCAGACCGGCGGCGGACUGGGGCAACCUGGGCGAGUUAGACAACCUGCUCGCCGAGUACUUCACCUCGCGGUGCAUCUCGGGGGCGGCGGCGAGCGUCGGGUCGCAGACGGUCGCGGCACUGGCUCAUUGCACUCUCGGUCUCCCGAGGCAGGUGAGCUCGCUCUUGCUCCGCGCCUCGCGAGCGAUGCAGGCGUGGCGGAGGAUGUUCGCUCUGGCAGCUGCGGCGCUUGGGAUAUCGCAGCUGCGGCCUCACCUGUGCGGCAUGCGACGCGGCGGAGUGAGCGACGAUUUGCUGACCCAGCGGCGGUGCGCCAAAGAGACGGCCCUCUUGCGCGAGCUGCAGGGAGUCCACCCAGACGUGUACGCCUUCGGCGACCUGGUCGCGCAGCAGCUCAUCCCAGCCGGCCUGGCGCCCUCCGUCCUGUCCGGGCCGGCUGCCGUCAGCCGCGGCUCCCUGUGCCGGCGGCGCGUCGUGCUGGGGCUCUUCAGCGGGAGCGGGCAUUUCACAGCGGCCGCCCGCCGACUGGGCCUCUCGGCGCUCGGCUUGGACGUGCGACAUUCGCCGCUGGAAGACCACCUUUGCCGUGAUUUCGAACGGGUAGUGACUGGUUGGCUCCGCAGCCGCGCAGUCGCGGCAGUCUUCUUCGGCGCGCCGUGCACGACGUGGUCGCGGGCCCUUCGGAAGCCGCUCAGGACGCGCUCCCAGGCCACGGGCAUCGACGGCCUCUCGACCUCUGAGGCCUCGAGGCUGGCCGCGGGCAACGCUUCCUUUUAUUUCGCAUGCCGCGUCAUCCGUUUGUGCUGCAUGCUUAACAUGCCAGCGCUGCUGGAAAAUCCCACUAGCUCUUUGAUGUGGCAUGCCGAGCCGCUUGCGCCCCUCAUUAUCUCAAAGAACGCCCGUGCGUGUGAUUUUGAUCAAUGCCAAUUCGGGACCUCCUGGAAAAAGCGCGCCAGGAUCGUGGCUUGGCAGACAGGGCCGCUUUUAGGGCUUGAUCGGCUCUGUCAGGGCCGCAGGGGGAUUUGCUCUCGCACCGGCGACAGGCGCGCAAUUCUCACUGGCCAGGCCCCUGAGGGCUGUAAAUACACCGCGCUGGCUGCCGCCUACCCCGCUGGACUGAGCAUGGUGUUGGCUAGAAUUGUCAGGGACGCUGUGUUGCAAAGACCUAGGAGAACGUACUGGCACUUUGCGCAGAAGGACACCGCGCGCCCGUGGCACUUGUUCCUGUGGGGCGAAAGAUGCCCAUGUCGCGCGCGUGCGUGCGCCCAGGCCCGCCUGCUGUGCGCCCAGCGGCUGUCGGAGAAGCGCGAGGCGCUCUCACGCUGGGAGCAGGCGCUGGCGCGCCGGGAGGCCGCCGUGGCGGCGCGGGAGCGGGCCGUGGAGGCCUGGCUGGAGGGGCGCGCGGGGAAGUGGGCGGAGCAGAGGGGGCGAGGCGCGGGCUGCGCGGCGGGCAUCUCGAGCGGCUGCAAGCCGAUACACGAGCGCAGCAACGAGCAAGUCAUGGUGCUCGCGGGCGCCCGCCGCCGCUUCGGCUGCGGCAGCCGGCACACGCCAGCCGCGCGGGCGGCCGAGGCAUUGUUUGAAGCAUUUUCUGGCCCUGUAGACAAGCCAGAGGCGGUCGCCGCCGCCAAGGGAGGGGCCGCCGGGAACCCAGCGACUCAGGGUCUCUCCCGCCAGUGGUCUGGCGGCGAGCCUCUCCACCGCGUGUUGGGAGCGCAGCGCUCCUCAGCCAGCCAGAUGCCGUGGAACCUCGACGACCUGGAAGAUGACGACGAGUUUGCGGAGGUGGACCCCUCGAUGCAGGAGCAUCUGCACAACAUGCAGACUCCAGAUAUGCGUUUCCAGCACACGGAGACGCUCGACUCCCUGGCCGAGGAGCCCCUGGAGCCCCUGGAGCCGUACACGUUCCCCGAUCCGAGGCCCGGGAAGACGCCCAUGAUCUUCCUCAAGAUCGAGGGAGUGCUGGCCCCUCAAGACAGCGCUAUCGCGGACGAGCAGCUGUCGCAGCUGAAGCGCAUCGUGGACGCAUCGAAAGCCCAGAUUGUACUGACCUCCGGUGACCGCUCCGUCAAGUCCGUGCGACAGGCGGCUGAGGCCCUGGAGGGCGCCGGCAUCGUCGGCCUGAUCGGCAUGACGGACUCCCUGGAGGCCGAGUAUGACGGGUCGGACCUUGCAGAGUUGCGCGUCAACGAGAUCGGCACGUACCUGGAGGAGAAGGAGGACUACAUCGACGAAGACCACUGGGUCGCUCUCGACGACUGCGGGCUCGACACGGAGACGGAGGACGGGGUCAAGCACACGGUGCAGACCGACCGCCUCAAGGGGCUCACCGCGACGGACGCCGACGCGGCCAUCUCGCUGCUCACUGCGGCGGCCCCGGCCUGAGGGAUCUUUUUUGUCGGCGCUGGCGAGCUUGCUCUUCAGCGCCGCGCGCGGAGUCCCUGCGAGGGGCGGCCCUCCGGCGGUGGACCUCCGGAGGCCCCCAGUGGGACUUUGCCAGGGAAGGCCUCUGGAGGG